Prunus armeniaca (apricot) is the source of this 903-nucleotide messenger RNA. The record is from the annotation of a GenBank genome assembly. Lineage: Eukaryota; Viridiplantae; Streptophyta; Magnoliopsida; Rosales; Rosaceae.
AUGUUGACUAACAUUGUGAAUUUUGUUAGUGCUUCUGCUAAGCGCCGUAAUGAGUUAAAUUUAAUUCGAAAAGCUGAACUCAAAGAGUUGUUGGAUUCUGGGGAACUUGAGACAGGUAGAGGACUUAAUCAAGGUCGUAGUUUGAAACGAGCUGGAGCCACUCGUUGGGGAUCUCACUUUGCCUUUAUUACAAGUUUAAUGAGUUUAUUUAAAGAGAAUAAAAUACUUAUUCAGAAAUCAGUGAACAUGGACCUAACCAACAAUUUCGUGGUGAUGCAGAAAUUCCAAGAUAUGAGGGCACAUGGUUGGGAUGAUUUAUUCAUGAGUAUGGUAUCAUUUUGUGAACAACAUGGUAUUGAUGUUCCUGAUAUGAGUUCUUGUUAUAUGAUGGGCACACGUCAUUCUUGUCAACAAAAAGAUUUUAUUACAGUUGAACAUUACUAUCGCAUUGAUGUAUUUAAUGAUGUGAUAGAAUGCAUGUUGAGAGAAUUAAAUGACAGAUUUCCAGAGCAAACAGUUGAACUUCUUAUUCUUAGCUCAACAUUGGAUCCUCGUAAUUCCUUCAAAUCAUUCAAUAUUGGGCAUCUAUGUAAACUUGCUGAGAAAUUCUAUCCUGCUGAUUUCAGUCCAAGUGACUUAAAAGUUGGUGUUGACUCUUCCUAUUUCUACAACAACAACGGAACGAGUUUUUUAUGUAUGAGAAUUAUUAAGAAUAGACUUCGAAGCACCAUAGCUGAUGAAUUCCUUGUUGAUUGCAUGAUUCUCCACAUUGAAAGAGAGUUUGCUAAUAGUAUCGAUAAUGAAGAGAUAAUUGAGGAAUUUAAGAUUUGUAAGCCUCGUAGGAUAUGCAUAUUUGAGGGUAAGGCUCAUUACGUCUCCUCUUAUAAGCCCACCAUGUUUUGA